Molecule: messenger RNA, 3340 nt
Organism: Pelobates fuscus (common spadefoot toad)
Lineage: Eukaryota; Metazoa; Chordata; Amphibia; Anura; Pelobatidae
Gene: PHF20L1
Product: PHD finger protein 20 like 1
Exons: 21
Coding region: 117-3266 (1049 amino acids)
Biological process (GO): regulation of transcription by RNA polymerase II
Cellular component (GO): NSL complex
Source: RefSeq, a predicted model, not a curated record
GUCGGAGCGCUCUCUGGGAGGGAGUCCGGUUUAGACACCGCUGGGAGAAUGAGACUCCCGGGAGAUUGAACCGAGACCGGGGCCUGCGGACAGUCCGAACUGAGAACUGAGUGACCAUGGAGGAGGAGGAGGCGGUGCUGGACACCCAGCCUGAAAUGGCAUUAUGGUCUACAGAAGUAGCCAGGAUGAGUCCACAGAAACCUCCUAUUCGCCCGGGAAUUGCAUUUGAAAUUGGUGCAAGAUUAGAAGCUCAAGACUACUUACAAAAGUGGUACACAUCAAAAAUUGAAAAGAUAGACUAUGAGGCGGGGAAGGUGUUAAUUCAUUUUGAGCGCUGGAGUAGUCGAUAUGAUGAGUGGAUACAUUGGGACAGCACCCGGAUCCGUCCUCUCGAGAAACCUGCCUUACGAAAAGAAGGGUUAAAAGAAGAAGAAGAAGAAGAAAACUAUGAUUUUAAAGAAGGAGAUGAAGUGCUGGCUCGCUGGACGGAUUGUCGCUAUUACCCAGCCAAGAUCGAGACCAUUAAUACGGAAGGAACCUACACGGUGCAGUUUUAUGAUGGAGUUAUCCGAUGCCUGAAGAAAAUGCACAUUAAAUACAUGCCGGAAGAUGCAAAAGGCCAGGAUUGGAUCGCACUCGUUAAAGCUGCCGCUGCCGCUGGUGCUGUGAAAAGUAAAUCCGGGAACAAACCCAGGACAAGCGCAAACAGCAAUAAAGACAAAGAAGAGCGGAAACUGAGUAAAGGACUUGCCAAGAAAGAAGAGCCAUUCACCUGCAAACCCAUAGAUUUUAUCCAAAAAGAGGAGGAAAAGCCAACUUCUAGCCGAACCCUUGAUGUUCCAAAGAUACCUCUACAGCAACGAGAAGAUGAGCUUUUAUUAAAGAGGAAAAUAAGUCAAGCCAGUUUGUUUCAAGCAAAAAGAGCCCGACUGAACAAAAUAACAGGGUUGCUGGCUUCAAAAGCCGUUGAGUUGGAUGACGCGGAAAAGAAGGAGCAUGCUGCCGAAAUGACUUCAAGGCUGGAGGAGGAGAUUUCUCCCAAACCUCAGAGUCAGAAACAAAAUGAAGCUGGUGUUUGCCAUGAUGGCAUCACAUUGAAACCCUCGCUGAUCCCGACAGCUUUGUCUCCGUCAGGGAAGGCUCGUACCAAGAAAGACAGACGUGAACCUGGGGACGUCUCCGGGUGUAAAAAAUCCCCAGUACCCCUUAUAUCUCCAGACUUAACGCAAGGUGUGACACAGCCCACGAAUCUCUCUAGGUCUUCCGGACACAACAAUCGCCGAAGGCGAUCAGGACGACUAUCUACCCCUGUGGCUGAAACCCCCUGUCCUUCUGUGAGUGACGGAAAAGGAAUGACAAGUUAUCCUCAGACGUCACAAGAUCUUUCAGUAGCCAAGGUACCUGAUGUUGCCUAUAUACCACCAGAGAAGCCUGAACCUCUUGAUCUAAGGCGUAGUGUGGAGCAUACAACACCUUUAGUCCCAGAGUCCAGUUCUCUCAUUGACAGUCCCCAUAAAGAAAAGGAAAAUAUUCAAAUAACCUAUUCUUCCAAAGCUGUAGCUGAUGGCAGGAUAGCUUCAACUUCUUCAGCACCACUGGCCCCGGUUCAUGUCCCACCUGUGGAGAUGACCUCAACCAACAACCUAAAGAUAUCCAAGGGGGGUAAAAAGAAGAGACCGUCUGUUUCUAUAAGUUCAGAGGUGACCGAGACAGUAAUUCCUCCCAUAGGAAUAGACAAACUCUCUGAAAAUUUGCAAGAAAAAAUAAUAAAGAAAGUGAACGAGAAGGACAAGCAUUCAGAAGUUGGAGUUAUAAAAUCAGAAAAGAAAAUAAAAGAAGAGGAAAAAAUCUCUCUCGGUAAAAAGAAAGAAAAAGACAAGGAUAAAAAAGACAAAAAGGAAAAAGAUCACAUCAAAUCAAAGCAAAAAAAGAAGAAAAAGAAAAAGAAGAAAGCCAAAUCACAAGAAUGUUCAGAUUAUGAGGACAAUUCUUUGGACAUUUUGGAGCGCUGCAGCUCUCCUUUAACACAUUCAUCCUGUAGCACUUUAUCUCUGCGAAAUCCCUUGCCUAUAAAGAAUACCUCAUCUUUGUUCCCUCGUGCCAUCUUGUCAGUUGAUCUAACCGGAGAGAACUUAUCUGACAUGGACUUACUAGAUGACUCUUCAACUGAAAGUUUGAUACUAAGUGGAGAUGAGUACAAUCAGGAGUUUGAUUCAACGAACUUUGAAGAGUCCCAGGAUGAGGAAGAUGCUAUCAAUGAAAUUGUCAGGUGCAUUUGUGAAAUGGAUGAAGAGAAUGGUUUCAUGAUUCAGUGUGAAGAGUGUCUGUGCUGGCAGCACAGUGUGUGCAUGGGGCUCCUUGAAGACAGUAUUCCAGAGCAGUAUAUCUGUUAUGUUUGCAAUAAUCCUCCAGGUCAGAGGUGGAGUGCAAAAUACAAAUACGACAAAGAUUGGUUUAACAAUGGGCGUUUGUGCGGUCUGUCUUUCAUAAAUGAAAACUACUCGUAUAUAAACUCUAAAAAGAUUGUUUCCACUCACCACCUCUUGGCAGAUGUUUAUGGGGUGGCAGAGAUCCUGCAUGGAUUACAGCUGAAAAUCGGCAUACUAAAGAACAAAGAGCACCCGGACCUUCGAUUUUGGGCCUGCCCGGGAACAAACCGAGAUGAAGGUCACCAGGUGAAUGACAGGAGAAUACUGGCUUCCUGUGAGGCUGUUAAUUCAUGCGGGGAAAAUCGCAAGGGGUUACCCAAUGCCCUUCGGAAAUCAGGAGAUACAUAUAUAGCAAGUGAGCACAGCUACCAGAAACCGCAGGGUUCAGGACAGGCACUCAAAUCAUCGAAUAAUGCUGCAAACUCGGACAACAAGGAUGGGUUGCACCUUGAGACUGAAAAGUGUGAAUUCCACUUAGACGCCCAAAGAAGUUUACAGGUCCCACCACGGAAUGAGCACGGGAACGAGCAGAAUUCAAUCGGAGAAAAUACAGUCCAGACAUGUCAUGAGAAGAGGGGAACCGAGGACCAGCUGGAGUCGCACCUCCAGUGGCAGCUAAAUCUCCUGGCCCACAUAGAGAACGUGCAGAAUGAAGUCACCAGCAGAAUGGACCUCAUUGAAAAAGAAGUAGAUGUUUUAGAGAGUUGGCUGGAUUUCACUGGAGAGUUGGAACCCCCAGAUCCACUUGCAAGACUGCCUCAGCUAAAGAAACGCAUCAAACAGCUUUUAACGGACAUGAACAAAGUGCAGCAAAUAGCCACGCUGUGCUCCGUAUGACGAAAGCAGAUGAAUGUCAGCGCUAUUUUCUUACUUAGGAUACAAAAAAAACAAACAUUUGUACAGGUUUUAUG